AUCAGAUGUUCAGCGAGAAAGGCCAAAAUGGCGGCACUGGUAGAGGGGAGCCAAUAUGGUCUGUCUUCACAGGGGAAUUACUCGAAAAAUAAAACGCUUAUAUUCGUUAAACUCACAGAUUCGGCGCUGAGAUCUAUUGAGGAAUAUUUAAAGUACAAGGGCGGGUGCACGCAGAAGCCGUCGAUACAGUUUGAAGGGAACCAAGGGGUGAUAACAGUUCCUCGUCCGUCACAAGGGGGCCAGCAGCAGCGCUUUGGCUUUGGGGUGUCGACGCUAGAAAAGGAUGCACCUCAGGGCAGCUUUGAGUGUGUCCAGCAAAUGGGCCAGAGGGCCCUCGAGUCCCUCGGCUGUCUGUUGCACAAGAUGCAAAUCCAUGCCAGUGAGGACAGCUACGAGAAGACACGCGUCAAAAUGGCUGUUGUGGAGCAGGAAAGCAAAAAGAAUUGCACCAAGGUGAUUAAAGUGACAUCACCGUAUGUAGGACGCAAAGUAAAGGUGAAGCGGCCACAGAUCUCUGUGCCACCUCGUCAACCCUCGUCCUCACCCCCACGAAUAACAUUUGGGAAGCCCACUGGCCAAAGCCACAACUCCGUGUCCACAAAUGAGAGCCGUUCAGGAAUUGUUCGGCGGUCGUACAGGGAGAGGGUCAUCCAUCUGCUCGCCCUACGGCCAUACAAGAAGCCGGAGCUUUUAGCACGUCUUAUGAAAGAGGGCAUUAAGGAGCAGGACCGCAAGGGGCUCUCAGCAGUGCUAAGCCAAGUUGCAGUGCUCAAGGACAACUCGUACUGCUUAGCAAGGCAUGCCUGGAAUCAAGUGUGUGAUGACUGGCCCUACUACACUCCAGAGGAGCAGGAGUUGGUCAAGAGAAUGCGGCCGCACAACUUGACUCCUCCGAGUGAAAAUGGUCAUCACUCGCCUCCAGCUCACAACCCUACGUCACGCACGUCACCCAGUGUGCAGAAACGGGAACCGUGUCCAGAGCCUCCAUCGUCUGUUCCUGGCAGCAAGCGCCAGAGGAUCAGCCUCUGUACCAAUGGUGCUACAACUCGGCCACCACACUCAAGGGUUCUUGCAGAGUCCACGUCAGGCAAUCAGCCAUGUCGCACACAGCUGCCCAAUCCUGAGCCCGUCGCGAACGUGCCCUUCACCUGCCAUUCCAGCCCUGGGUCCUCACCAGACUCAAGGGACUCGGGAGACUUGCACGCCACUGGUGUGUCAUCAGCUACCCCAUCUCCGCGAAAUUCCACAAACCAAGUUCCAGAAUAUGUCACGAAGUACACUGAGAUCACAAGUGAGGAGCAGAGAGGUCGAUACAAGGCUGACUUCAAUGCCGAAUAUGAGGAGUACAAGGCCCUCCAUUCCACAAUAGAGUCUGUAUCCAAGAGAUUCAGCGACCUGGAAGACUGCCUACGCAACGCCCGAGAAGGAACAGAACAGUGGAAUCGUGUGAAGCAGCAAAUCAUGAGGGAAUACGAGGAGAGCAAGCGUGAUCCACGGUAUCAGCAGGCUCGGCGAAAGUUUCAGUACCUGCACGACAAGCUUGCACACAUCAAACGCCUGGUGAUGGACUAUGACUCGCGCUCCCAGAACCUCGCCAAGUCCUAACACAACUGCUCGCCACGUCCUUAGAUGCCUCCAUGUUGUUCAGUUUGGAGUUGGAAGUCCUCCCAUUCCUGCUCCCCAAUCUCCCAGCUGUUGUUCCCCUCAUUCCCCUGUGAAGACAAAUCCAUUCUCACAGACACCAAGCCAUUCCCACAGCUGGCCUGCAUUUCAUCACUUGCUGAGUGGCGCAGCCCUUUGCCCUGCAUUUUAAUUUCCCAUUUUUUAUUUAUUGAAAAAAAAAAAACCUUGGCCAGUGCAAUCUGGUAAUGGGCCUCCACUUUGGCAUACUGGUGUUCAUGCUUGCAUUCGGGGGCUGUUUGCUUUUACAGAUAAGUUGGGUUCACUGUAAACUGACGACUUCUGGUUGCGUAAUCAUGGUGCUUGGUGCACUCGGUCCAAAGCCGUGGUCAGCUGGAUGUGAAGACAUCAUUAGAGGUACUUAGAUGCCAGUAAGCGUAGCACAUGAGUAGUGACUCCGAUGUGGCUCCCGUUACGGCCUAAAGAAAGUAAUUUGUUGAGAGUGCACGCCAUGAGUCGAAGUCGUCAGCUUAUAGCUUGGCUUAUAAAGUAUGAGCAAACAGCCCCUGGUCUCUGGGCUGGAGGCCCCAUUUCCUUCCUUUCUCCAGGGAGUGGGGACACCAUGCUCGGGGGCCAGAUAGAAUGUCAACUGCACUCAGCUGAAACAGCAGUGCUGGGCUAUUUUCCUUCCAUACAGCCUGCACAGCUGGCUGCUGGUCUGCUGUGGGGAUGGAAAGAUUGUUAGUGUCACCAUUUUUUUUCUUGCCGCCAUUUGUGCUUUCUCCGGGUGUGCGUGAGGGGUGCUUGGCCUCACAUUCCAGCUUGGACGGUCACUCCUCUCCCCAUCCCACCAUAUCUUCCCCAUGUGGUCUCAUCACCCUCCCCCACCCCCUCUUUUAUUUUGUUCACCCGUUCUUUUCCUGUGCGCCUCUUUUCAUUCUCAACUUGCAUGGGCACCGUAGGUGGCCUGCCCUCCCCAACCCUCUCUCUUUGUUUUUGUCAACAUUGGAGAUCUGCUCUCUGUCUCUCUCCCCUCUUUUUUCUCUGCCUCCUCCUCCUCCCGUCGAGACCUCAUCGGCUGACCUCUGAGAGAGCAAGAGGAAAGCGUGACGGCAGACACCACGAUAGGCUAUUUAUGUUGACGACCGGAUUACGGAUCACUCCACUUCGCAACGAAGACAAAUAUGCACCUGCAUUUUUGUUAGCUGCCCUCCCGUUUUUUUUUUAUUACCCCUUUGCCAACUGCUCCUCUUUUCCAUUUUUUCCUAUCUCUGGUGUGUUCCUGCUAUUAAGUGUGUGUAUGUAUGUACUUGCGUGACUCAAAUUGCGGUGGAUGGAUUUAAUCAGAUGGCAGCGCCGUUCUGUUGUUCUCAGUUGUUUUUCCCCUUCCUUUGGGAGCUCGCCCUCUGGCAUUUGUGUUGCGCCCACCCGAGAAAACGGGCCACAAGAGCGCACUUUUCGUCAGAAAUGUUGCAUUAAAGGAAAAAAAAAAAAAAGACAGGCCCACACAAAGGAGGAUAUUCCGAUGGGGCUCACGUCAGGCCAGAUGCAGCGCUUUGGCUCACAUACCAGCCUCUCUGUUGUGUCGUCUGCUAUUUUUUUAUGUACUAUAUUUAAAAAAAGUGUACUCAGAUAAACAAGAAAAAAAAAAGGUUUACAAAUGCAAAACUACAAAAAAAAAAUAUUUUUGGGGAGGGGUUCAAUUUGCAUCCUCUAAGCAGCCUGUUUGCCGUGCAUUAUAGUUUUUGUGUACAGCCAAGCAUUCUAAAGACACAAGAGAGUAUUAAAAGAAAAAAAAAAUUAAAGUUGCAUACAAGAUCCGUUAUGUGCAGCAUUGCAAAGCGGAUGAAGGCUUGCAGGGAGUUGCGUUUUUUGCUCAGGCGAGUAUUAAGCGUCUUAACAAUCGUCUUGCAGAAAAGUGAGACAUUCACGGUGCAUCUGUGCAUCACAUAUAAUCAGUAUAUGCAUCAUCGCGAAACAAACUGGUUACCAUGCAGCACUUUGCGCUGACAAACGUUCCUCUUUAUGUAAACGUCGGCGCGUACUUAAGAUGCCCAGCCCACAUAUGCCCGGGAACUGGUCUGUUGAUCCCUGUGGCUGCCCCCGGCGUCAGCGAGCUUGCAGCACAUUUUGCAGCUGUGUACGUGUAGGGUUGGGGCAAAUGCAUUUCGGACUGUGAUGGAUGCAUGCGUUUUAUGAGUUGCUGCCAAACGUUUUACACAGUUGAAGUGCCAUUGAACGAGUCUUUUGAGCAAGAGUGCUUACACAUACGUACACGAAACAUGUUACAUGCAAGUCGUGAUGUUUAAAUAACAGGCCCUUCUGCAUGCAAACUGGUUGGUGGGUUGCUGCAGCCCUGCUUUUUGAAUGUGCGUGGCAUUCAGAGAAAUAUAUCAAACUUCAGCAUUGACA
This is a messenger RNA of Dermacentor albipictus, 4032 nucleotides long. RefSeq names its product Suppressor of Triplolethal (gene Su(Tpl)). Gene Ontology annotation, biological process: positive regulation of transcription elongation by RNA polymerase II; snRNA transcription by RNA polymerase II; transcription elongation by RNA polymerase II. Gene Ontology annotation, cellular component: transcription elongation factor complex. Gene Ontology annotation, molecular function: cis-regulatory region sequence-specific DNA binding. The record is from RefSeq and is a predicted model, not a curated record. NCBI's taxonomy places the organism in Eukaryota, Metazoa, Arthropoda, Arachnida, Ixodida, Ixodidae.